AUGCCCAUUUGCGGCGCUCAUUGCCGCUAUGAAACAGCCUUCUCAACGAUUAAAGUGAAGAAUUUUAACCACUUCCAAGUGUCCAAAGCAAGCGGCCGCAUCCAUCGCCUCUGCACCGCAUCCUUCCGCUCGAUUCUGGUGAGACCGACGGGUACAAACCCCAUUCCGCGUAUUGAACAACGCUGCAAGACUCGCCUCGGACGAUAA
This is a messenger RNA of Phytophthora nicotianae INRA-310, 207 nucleotides long. RefSeq lists its product as hypothetical. The record is from RefSeq and is a predicted model, not a curated record. The coding region runs from base 1 to 207 and encodes 68 amino acids. The transcript has a single exon. NCBI's taxonomy places the organism in Eukaryota, Oomycota, Peronosporomycetes, Peronosporales, Peronosporaceae.